This is a messenger RNA of Gongylonema pulchrum, 408 nucleotides long. The record is from the annotation of a GenBank genome assembly. Lineage: Eukaryota; Metazoa; Nematoda; Chromadorea; Rhabditida; Gongylonematidae.
AUGCGUUUUGGCAUCGUGCAGUAUAAAAAACACGCCAAAGAAGAGGAACACGCAUCAUCAACAAGGAAUGAGAUUCCCGAAAAUGUUGAGUCAGAGAAUUCAAACGAUUCAGAAAAUGUUGAUGCUCGAGGCGGUGACCCGCUCUUGGUGAUUGUUCCGUGUGGUGAGCGGUACAACCUCAUAAGGCAAUUGGAAUCUUUUGAGCCACCUAUUGUUAUUCUUUAUCACUCUGAUCUGGUAACUCUCCGCUUGUUGGAGAUGUAUAAAGCAUGCAACAAUGAUAAGCCGUUAACAGUAUACAUUGUUAUGUAUGGGAAAUCGAAUGAGGAGGAACGGUAUCUUUGUGCUUUGAGGAAAGAACAGAUCGCUUUUGAAGAACUAGUUCGCGAACAAGGCGUGCGUAUUUAG